AUGAUAGCUCUCGUCUGCGUCAACAACUGGGGCGAACGAUGGGCCAAAGUAGCAGUCGCACUAUGGGCCUUCGAUGCUGCUCUCUCCAUCCUCGUCGCUAUCGGAUUGUUAUUCAUGAUCCACAUACGAUCGAGUCAAUGUCAGCAAGCUGGCUUUUGCCCAUCGUCUCUUUCAAUCGUAGCAGCCGCUUCUGGCGGCGUGGUAGCAGAGGCUGUAUCCCAGUCCAUGCCUUCGGUCGUCAUCACAUCCAACAUCGGCUGGGGAACCGGUGUCCCUCUGGCUCUAUCCAUUAGUGCGACUUACUUGUACCGACUCAUCGCCCAUGGAGCACCUGCUCCACAAGCUUUACCCAGUCUAUUUCUUCUAAUAGGUCCAUGUGGUCAAGGUAGUUUCGGGACUGUGACUCUGGGUAAAGUGGUCAAAGAUCUGGUCUACUCAUUGGGCAUCGACAACCUGGCAACACAGAAACAGCAAACAGAGAUGGCGAUGAUGGCUCAAGCCACGUAUGCUGGAGGGUUUGUCACUGGUCUGAUCCUAUGGGGAUUGGGCUUGUGCUGGUACCUCCUGGCGACUGCGUUAGUCAUCGAUCACAUAUGGAACGUCGAUCGGUCCUACCUGCGCCAUCGAUCGUUCAACGUAUCUUUCACGGCGUUAACGUUCCCGAUAGGGGUCUGGGCGAGCGCCUCGAAUGCUCUCGCAACAGAGCUCGAUUCUGAGGUGUUUCGGGUAAUUGGUGCUGUUGUAUCAACUCAAGUGUGCUUCAUUUGGCUCUACGUCAUGCCCAUGACGAUCUACAAGGCGUUCGAAGGUUCCGUUUUCAAUGCAACAGAGUUAGAGCUAUUUUCUAGUAAACAUCGUCAGAGAAGCGAAGAUAAAGUGUAA
This is a messenger RNA of Kwoniella mangroviensis CBS 8507, 882 nucleotides long. RefSeq lists its product as uncharacterized. The transcript is spliced from 3 exons. Gene Ontology annotation, biological process: sulfite transmembrane transport; transmembrane transport. Gene Ontology annotation, molecular function: sulfite transmembrane transporter activity. The record is from RefSeq and is a predicted model, not a curated record. NCBI's taxonomy places the organism in Eukaryota, Fungi, Basidiomycota, Tremellomycetes, Tremellales, Cryptococcaceae. Gene Ontology annotation, cellular component: plasma membrane. Bases 1 to 882 code for a protein of 293 amino acids.